GUCAGUUGGCAAUAUUUUUUUGUGUUAACUGCGCCUUAUAAGGAAACAAAUGCAAAUAAUCAUUCAAAAUGCGCCGCAACGUGGUUCCACUGAUGGCAAAAUGCUGAGCGAGGUGACGAUACGACACUUUUGUGUUCUGGGGGCAACGCUGUCUCCGACUGCUUCAACCAAUUCCUUGGAACGUCUGGGUCGUUGAUGAUGUCCCGUACUCAAGAAAAUUCGAAACCAAAUGAUGGAUAGUGUUGUCAGGCGUGCAUGUUUGCCACGAUAUUUUCGAGGAUAUGCACGUUGCGUUAACACAACUGAACGACGAUUUUCAAUGUACAUUGUGACUAUUUCGGCGUGUUGUUUCGGUGUAAAGCGAUUCAUGACUAAAAUUGUAGUAAAUUGACGUUUCAGAAAC
Acanthoscelides obtectus is the source of this 403-nucleotide messenger RNA. The record is from the annotation of a GenBank genome assembly. Lineage: Eukaryota; Metazoa; Arthropoda; Insecta; Coleoptera; Chrysomelidae.